GGCUGUGCUACGUGCUCAGCUCACAACACUCGGGCUAUUCUCCCUUACACAUCUCCUAUAUUUGUAGAGUUCACCUGUUCCAUACAGUUUCAUCAAAGACUACUGUGACUCUUCACUGACAGUAGCAGAGCCUUUAUUCGGUUUAUUGGUGGAUGUUGAUAACACGUAUUACAGUAAUUAAUUUUCGUUUUUUUUUAGAGCCGUUCUGCCUAGUAGACUCAUCACUGCGAGGACUUGCUCAUCUUGACAGUCACAGCGUCGUCACAGGACUCCGGGGAGAGCUGACAGAUUGCUCAGCUGGUGUUUCCAGCUGUAUCCUCCGCGCCAAAGCGAGAUACACCGCCAAGGGAGGCUUUAUCUACCGGUUGAAUGUCAUACGAGGCUUUGUAGGACUUAUUUUUAAUUGCCAAGACUCGUUCUCUUUGAUCUACACCUUACUAUUUGGUUGUCAGUAUGGAUUUUCUCCAGGCUCUCCUAUUCCUUUGUCUAUCUGCUAUCCCAUUGUCGGCGGACAAUGCGAGCAGUAAAGCCCGGAGCUGUUCGGAUGUCCGACAGUUCUACAGCAGUAAAGGCUUCACUCUCAACGGGGUGCCACAGACAGAGAUAUCUGGUGAGCACCUUCGGAUCUGUCCCCAGGGGUAUACCUGCUGUACCAGUGCCAUGGAGGAGACCCUGUCCAACCUGAGUCGCAGGGAGUUUGAGGGCCUGGUCAGAGAGGCUGGACGCUCGCUACAGGCCUCUCUCAAUGCACAGUACAGGAGCUUCGACACAUACUUCACAGACCUCCUGAAUAGCUCAGAGCGCUCCCUCCAGGAGUCCUUCCUGGCCAAACUGAGCUCCCUCUACUCCAAGAACGCCCCUGUGUUCCAGGACCUGUACACUGACCUGCGUCGCUACUACCGCGGCUCCGCUGUCAACCUGGAGGAGACGCUCAACGACUUCUGGGCACGGCUGCUGGAGCGCCUGUUCAAGGCCUCCGCCCUCCCACAGUACACUCUCACUGAUGACUACCUGGAGUGUGUGGCCAAGCAGACGGAGACCCUGCGGCCCUUUGGGGAUGUUCCCCGCGACCUCAAGUCCAAGGUCACUCGGGCCUUGGUGGCGGCGCGGUCAUUCGUCCAGGGACUGACCGUCAGUGGAGAAGUGGUCCGCAAAGUCUCCCAGGUACCUCUCAGCCCAGAGUGUACCCGUGCCAUGAUGAAGCUGGUGUACUGUCCUCACUGUCGAGGCCUGGCCUCAGUCAAGCCAUGUGCCAACUACUGCAGAAACGUCAUGAAGGGAUGCCUCGCCAACCAGGCCGACCUCGACACCGAGUGGCAGAACCUCAUCGACACCAUGCUGCAGGUGGCAUCUAGUUUCAGUUCUGACCCCAGUGUGGACGCGGUCAUCUAUUCCAUCCCCCUCCGUAUCUCAGACGCCAUCCUCUACAUGCAGGAGAACACAGAGGUCUUCACCAGCAAGGUGUUACAGGCCUGUGGGACCCCCAAGGUGGCAGGCACACAAAGUUCAGGGUCUGAGGAGAGAAAGAAGAGAGUUAACCCCGCCAGCACCGUAAUGGAGUACAAACCCAGCCCCACCGCAGGGGUCCGGCUGGAGAUGCAGAUAUCUGAUGUGUCCAGUAAGCUGCGGGAGAUGCAGCAGUACUGGGUCCAGCUGCCAGCUGCUCUGUGCAGUAGUAAAGUGGCAGCAGGAGCAGCUAAUGAUGACAAGUGCUGGAAUGGCAUGACCAAGGCCAGGUAUCUUCUUGAGGUAAUGGGCGACGGCCUGGCCAGCCAGAUCAACAACCCAGAAGUGGACAUCGACAUCACCAAGCCAGACAUGACUAUCCGCCAGCAGAUCAUGCAGUUGAAGAUCAUGACCAACCGGCUGAGGAACGCCCUCAACGGCAAUGACGUGGACUUCCAGGAUGCCAGUGAUGACGUCAGUGGUUCAGGAAGUGGAAUGUGUACAGGCGAGUCGUGUGCCCGUAAUGGACCUCGUGUCAUUGUGCCCAAAGCAGACAGCACCAGAUACUACAUUCAUCCUGAGAACAAGAAGGUGAAGGGCACAGGAACCCAGACCCACCCCUCCAUCCUCCUCCUCCUGCUCCUGCUCUCAUUGGCCACACUGCUGCGCAGGCGAUAAUGGGCCGGUGGUGCAUCCAGUCGAGACUCUGUUUUGGAGUAGGGCUCUGAGAUGGAAUAGAAGAGAGAAAAAAGGGGGAUGGGUGGGUAACUUUGCCAAAUAGGAAAGGAUUGUUAUUGAAUGAAUGGACUACCUUUCAUUUUAAUGAGAGAAACACAAAGAAAUGUCCUAAUCAUUUUUUCUUGUUUUGAUUUUUUUUUAAAUGUGGCAAGUAGAGCUGGUCUUUGGCUUAUUUUUCUUGUUUCUAUGCUUGGGUGGUGAACAAGGAUGGUUCACAUGCUAGAUGCAAUGUUUGGAUGGCACAAGCUUCUUAGCGAUCAUGCCACUCAAUGUAAAGUCAAUGUGACCUUGUUGCAAUGUUCUAACAAUGCCAAUAACUUGACAGUGAUGUUGUGAGAGCACUGUGAGAGACGGUUUGGUGUGUAUCUUUCAGUGUGCUAAUCCAAUGCAUUUGUUUUUCAUAUCAAUCACAGUGACAGGGAAUUUGGAUCUCUCAAGUAUAUUAAAUCAAAAAGAAUGGUUUCUUGUACUUGUAAUAUACUUGCAUCAAUAGCACAUUAACACAGCACCAUUGACAAACUUCACUUGAGAGGGCAUCUGUGAAAGCAGUAUAACUAUAUACCUGACCUCUACUGAAGGACUGUAGAAAACCACUUUUGUCAGACUAGGCCUAUAAGCCUCUCGCUGGGCCUGAUAUUUUCAUUUAUCCAUCUGGUCUUAAAACUUGUAAAAACCACCAUUCUGUUAGCAGUCAGGUGAUAAUGCAUAGUUCACUUAGCCAGAAACACACAGCAUUGACACAUGCCGAACGAAGCCCAACACACACAUGCAGAUCUUUUCACCAAUCUUUUUUUCAGAACAAUUUCAAUCAUAGUGUACCAGUUGUGGCAUGAUGACGGAGACCUUGGUUAGUAUUGUUCACUCAACACAUCCUAGCGACCUGUCCAAAAAAAACAAGACGGGUCCACCUUUUUGUACAUAUUUUCUACGUCUUAUAAUAUAAUGUAAUCUAUGGUCAUUAACCCAAGCUUAGGGGUCUGAACCUUCCCCACCUGCCAUCUACACAGUUGACUACAGCUGGAUGUGGAGUGGGAAUGCCUUGACUAAAACGCAGUCACAUGUUCUCCAAACAUUGCUGCAAUGUGAGAUUGUAAUGAGAUUGUAAUAAGGUGUAGUCAGUGAUCUAAGUGCAUUGUUGGAGCUGGCUCAUGUCCCCCCCCCCCUGUCACACACAGGAGGACCAUUUCAAAGUGUCUGUGUGUGUACAGUUACAAGUCUCAGAGCAGAGAAUACAUCUGAUGUAGUGGCAAAUUGUGUAUGUAUGGCCAAUGGUGAUUACAUGUUCAUAUGUUGGGGUUGAGUCAUUUAAGACAUCCAGACAGUAUGUGGGGAUGUUAGAAUGGGGAAGAUCUGGUGACACAGUGUCCUUUAAUGUAACGCAGUGUAGGUGUCAAUGUACUGGUGUACGGUGUGUAAGUGUGUGAAUGCUUGUCUUUGACUUUGUGUAAAACUGUGUGUGUGACUGUUUGACUGACUGCAUAUAGGCACAGUAUGAAUGGAUGCAUGUCAAAUGCAUGCUUUAAGACUGUGAAUACAGCAUCUGAUUUCCCAGGAAAGAAGCAUUGAAAAUAGAGCUAAAUGAAACGGAAACAAUAGACUGAGAGCAUGAAUACGGCUUUCCAGUCUUGUUUACCAUCCCCUAAAUUUGCACUGCACCUGGUUUCUCCUUCAACACAGGCCCAUGAGACUGCAUGUUUCUUCCUUAACCUGCUUUUCAUAUGGUACCCAGGCACAUUCAGUAGAGAGAUAUUGUGUUCUUAAUUUCCCUUACUUUAAUUGAGGUGGGAAGAAGAUCAACACAACACAGGCCCAUUCCCUGUUACCUGCAGAUUCUUCUAGCUCUUAAUUUAAACUCUUUGUGCUGUAAACCUAACACUGGGCUCCUCAGUGCAGAUACCGGGGCCAACGCAUGCUGAGCAAUCGAUGAGCAGGCCCUCUCUCAAUGCACAGAGAAUCAGCACAAUGGAAAAUCAAUGGGUGAGAAGAGCCAUGUUGAAGUGCUGAUUGAUUUGGAUACAGAUACAGACUGGCUGAUUACCAUACGUGUAUGGUGCAGAUCUGGGUACAAACACGUGUAUUUGAGUAAUUGUUAUUUAAAUACUUUUUCUGUAUAUUUGAGUAUUUUCAAAUACACAGCCCAAAAUAAUUACUUUUGAGUAUUUGAAUGAUUAUUUGUAAAAACCAAAUAGUUGACCAAAUUGCAUUUGAAAGUAUUUUCCAAAUACUUAUUUAAAAUAAUAUUUGAAAUACCUAUGUUAAAGGCAUGGGAGUGUAUUCGAGCCAUGUAUUUGAGUAUUUUCAAAUACUUUCCAAGUAUAUUUCUAAAUACAUUCCAAUAAUCAACGACUGUUUUUUAUUUUUUAUAAUUUUGUCUGAAUACUUUUUUUGAAAUGUAUUGAAAAGUAAUCAAAAUACCUGAAAUAGUAUUUGAACCCAGGUCUGGUGUGAGUGUGUUUUUAUGUGUCAGGGUGUGAAUGAGUUUAUGUAUUUGGAAUAAAUGGAUGAAAAGAAAAACAGGGGCCCCAAGUAUUUUGUGAAUACGCUUAAUUGUCCAACUACCGUGGGAGGCAUAAGUACAAUGUGACAAUUUGAAAAAGUGUCCAAGUUAUGAAAAAUAAAAAAAAUACAUUUGCAACAAUGCCGAGGUGAAAAUAUGUCAACGCCCUGUCGUUUUUCCCCUAGAUUGUGUCAGUUAUUAUAAACGUGAUGACAAAGA
This is a messenger RNA of Oncorhynchus nerka (sockeye salmon), 4900 nucleotides long. Its product is annotated as glypican-1-like. Lineage: Eukaryota; Metazoa; Chordata; Actinopteri; Salmoniformes; Salmonidae. The record is from RefSeq and is a predicted model, not a curated record. Gene Ontology annotation, molecular function: fibroblast growth factor binding. The coding region runs from base 454 to 2124 and encodes 556 amino acids. The transcript has 9 exons. Gene Ontology annotation, cellular component: plasma membrane; synapse; cell surface. Gene Ontology annotation, biological process: regulation of protein localization to membrane; cell migration; negative regulation of fibroblast growth factor receptor signaling pathway.